This is a messenger RNA of Malassezia vespertilionis, 2667 nucleotides long. It is a transcript of the gene HUL4, whose product is annotated as HECT-type E3 ubiquitin transferase. Gene Ontology annotation, molecular function: ubiquitin-protein transferase activity. The record is from RefSeq and is a predicted model, not a curated record. NCBI's taxonomy places the organism in Eukaryota, Fungi, Basidiomycota, Malasseziomycetes, Malasseziales, Malasseziaceae. The transcript has a single exon. The coding region runs from base 1 to 2667 and encodes 888 amino acids.
AUGCCGCCACACGCUGCAGCGUGGAGCAAGCCGUGGGCCGCAAAGCAAGAUACCCAACCCAUUACCGGGUUCCCUGACCUUGGCGCCGCGCAGCAGGUAUGCAAUACACGACGAUCGCGCAAUGCCGUGCGCACCGCUGCCGCAAGCGCGCCGGAAUCCGACACGCACGCCGCUGCCGAUCUGUAUCCCCGCCGUAUCGAUCUUCUUAAUCACCGUGCGAGCGACUGGACCAAGAGUGGGCGGAUGGCGCAUGCGACCGUAUACUCAGAUAUUGCACAAAACGACACGCUGCAUUCGCCAGCGUCCACGCUGGACGAAGACGAGCCGCGGUGCAGCAUGGCCAGCAUCGUUGUGCGCGACAAGACCCAAAAGAACUCGGCGCUCGGCGCGUGGGCGUCCAUGUUUCAGGUGCGUGCCGAUCCCGUCGCUGCUAUCUCGCUCAGUACACGCCAUCCCAUGUUAUUAGCGCCUGGCCACACACUCGACCAAGGCGCAACGAGCACGGAAACAGUCCAUGAUCCUGGUGAAAUGCAGGAGACGGCCCUCUUGUGCGGCGGUGCACAUGCGCUGCACGCCUACUACACACAAAGUGUGCGCGCCUUGCACGCAGAUACGCACGCUGGACACGCUGAUCCCGUCGCAAGCUUUGCGCCGCUCGUGGAGUUUGUCGCGCGGUGCAUGCACGCUCCGAUGCUCUUCGCGCGUGCAUUCGACAGUGAUGCGCUUCAUAUCCUGCAUACGCUGCUGGAUAGCAGCGAUGCAUACCCAAUGCCGGAUGCCGUGCGCAGAGCGCUAAUGGCACGCGCCCAGGAGGGCCUCUAUACGCUCGCAGCGACGGCCAAAGCGGCGUCUGGCGCAGUAUUUGCCUCGCGCUUCACGCCUCACCGUGCGAGCAGCGCCCAGUGCGUGUGGCUGGCCAUGUCCCUUGGUUCUGUGCUGACGCAUGCACACGUAGUUGCGCUGGCCGAUGCGCUUACUCCCAGCGCGCCGCCCGUCGCGCUGCUCGGCGCGGUAGCAUCGCAGCUGAGCUCGACCGUGAGCUGGUGUCUCGGCACGGUUACUUCGCUCGCGCCGCCGCAACGUCGCGCUGCGUACGAAUCGGAUGCGCGUCUGGCGCCGCUGCUUGCCGCGCUUACCUACGCGUGGCAUUCGAAUCUAGCGCUGCCGCGCGCGCAGCAGCAGCCCGUCCCGACAUUCUACGCGACAGCCACCGAGCUCGUCAAUGUGCUGGACGAGUAUGCACAAUGGGUCCAUGGCGCCCCUGCACUCCUGUGCGAAGUGCCCUAUGUAUUGACCCUCGGCGCCAAAGCGCAAAUCUUUACGUGGGAAGCACAAGCCGCGAUGCGCCAAGCGUCGCAUCACGCGUGGAUGCACGACCUGCAAAAGCCACUAGCGCUUAGCGGCAAGGCGCGCAUGGUACAGGACGCGAUGGCCGAGGCACGCUCAGGUACCACUAGCGGCACUGCACAAGCAGCGCACGGCAUGGAGCGCGACGGCACCUUUUCCAUUACCGUGCGCCGCGACCAUAUCGUGGAAGAUUCGCGCGAUGCGCUCUGUGGACGCGACACAUGCAUGCUCCAUCGUCCUUUGAAAAUCACUUUUUUCGGCGAAGGCGCACAGGAUGCGGGCGGCCUUACGAAGGAAUGGCUUCUCCUUUUGUGCGAGGCGCUCACGCAGAGCCUCUUUACAGAGCUGGACGAUGCAGCGAUGCGCGGCGUGCUGUGGUAUGCAGAAACACUACCGCUUUCCACAGCACAGGCGGAAAAGCGGCGUGCCACGGCCCCUGACGCGCUCGAGGAUAUGCAUCUGCUCGGUGCUGCGCUUGGUCUCGCCCUCUUUCACCAAAUCGCACUCCCGCUGCGUUUUUCGCGCGUUUUGUACGAGCAGCUGCUGCGGCUUGCAAACGGCGAUACGCCAUUGCCGUGCGACUUGGACACGCUCGCUGCGCUGAAACCACAGCUGGCUGCGGGGCUGGCCGCAGUGCUGGCGCACGACGCUUCGACGGUCGAAGAAGCCAUGCAGCUUAUGUGGACCGUCGAGCGCAACGGCACUACGCAUGCACUGUGUCCAGAUGGCGACGCACGCCGUGUUGACGCUGAGAAUCGCGCCGCGUAUGUUGCGCGUUUUUGCGAAUGGGAGCUGUGCGACGCUGUAUGUGCGCCGAGAAAAGCGCUUUUGUCGGGGUUUGCGAGGGUGGCGAUCCCACAAGGCAUGCAGCGCUCACCCCUGAUGCUGCUCCAGCCUGUGGAGCUCGAGACACUCUUGUGUGGGCGCGACGAAGAUGCACUGGAUAUAGGUGCACUGCGCGCCAGCACCGCGCACGUUGGCUUCCCCGACGCCAAGGCGCACCAUGCGCCAGCGGUGUAUGCCAACUUGGAUCAUUUCUGGGAUACAUGGCAGCGUCUUGCGCCUGCGGAGCAGCAUGCAUUGCUCGGGUACAUUACCGGCAGUCCGCGCGUGCCUGCCAUGGGCGCUGCCGCGAUUCACCUGCGUAUACAGCACGUCGACGAUCCAUACACCGCGCUGGGUGCCGAGCGGAUGCAGCGCAUUCCGUGGAGCAGUACGUGCACGUCGACCCUAUUCCUCCCCGUCUAUGCCUCGCCUGCGACGCUGGAGGAGAAAGUGCGCAUUGCGCUUGCCCAUAGUAUAGGAUUUGGGCUAGCCUAG